Molecule: messenger RNA, 2051 nt
Organism: Alnus glutinosa
Lineage: Eukaryota; Viridiplantae; Streptophyta; Magnoliopsida; Fagales; Betulaceae
Product: cyclin-SDS
Exons: 7
Coding region: 1-1872 (623 amino acids)
Biological process (GO): regulation of cyclin-dependent protein serine/threonine kinase activity; mitotic cell cycle phase transition
Cellular component (GO): cytoplasm; nucleus; cyclin-dependent protein kinase holoenzyme complex
Molecular function (GO): cyclin-dependent protein serine/threonine kinase regulator activity
Source: RefSeq, a predicted model, not a curated record
AUGAGAACCGGAUUGAGCCGAGCAAAGCGAAAGGUCGUAGCGGAACCUGUGCCUUACGUCAAGAAGAAGCUCCGCUCGGAGAUACCUCGCCGGAGACGAUCUCAGAUCUCUCCAAUUCUAUAUUCAUCUCUGAAUUUAACUCUUCCAUGCAAGAGUUAUGGUUUCUCUGCUAUUUCAGUGGAGUCCAGCUCGGGCUCGUACUUUGGUAGCGAAGUUUCAUGCGGUUCGAGCAGAGCUUUGGUUGGAUCGGAGAGCACUGGGACGUCAAACUUGAGAAAGAGACAAAUCGAUGAGAUUAAGGGCUCUAGAGCUGUGGUUCAGGCCAAUAAGAUUGUUGGAGGACCACCGUUUCGUAGAUCAUAUUACAGAAAGAAGGAAAUUGAAGGAAAAGGUGGUGAAGUGGAGGUGUCCGAAUCGUCAUGCGUGGAGUCGAAUUCUGCAGCUGAUGCUGAAAUUAUGUUAGGAAGGAUCUCCAAUUCGAAUAGACAAAGUGGAAAAGUAAGUGAAAUUGUGAAAGAGGUUGAAGGAAAUGAAGGCUCUGAAGCUAUUUCAAAAUCGGAGAUUUCUUGUGUUGAGCAAAUUUCCGGUGGAAUUUUGAAUUUUAAGGACAAAAAUGUCAGACUUCCGUCGGAGUUUAAGGAGAACAAUGUAUUUUCUGCUACCUCUGGUGUCCACUCAUGUUCUGUGGCGAAGUUCGCUGACGAAGGAACGGAACAAACUGAGAACAGAGCAUUGGAAUUUGAAUAUUCUGAGAUUUCAGGAAAUCUCUUUGAUGCGAAUUUCAGAGUUUCAAACUCGGAGUCGACAAUAGAACAGAAUCAAAAGAGCUUAGACUUUGAGUCCGAUCUCGCUUGUACGGAGCAAUUCUCAUACGAGGACGUCUCUGAGUACUCGUCCAGUCACGAGACGGUGUCUUCCGACCUCCAAUCGGAGUUUUUCCUGGAAAAUUCGGACCUAGAAUUCUCGGAUUACACUCCGUCUAUUUUCUUCGAUUCUGGAAGCGAAUUUUCCGAGCGCUCUGGGGGAGAUUCAACUCCUUCACUUACUUUCUCUCUGCUCCUUCAGUACAAAGAGGAAUUCUCGAGGUCAACUACUGCUCUAGACAACGUAAUUGCUUCACGCUUUGAAAACGAGUAUCAUGAUCAUGCUACAUUUUUGAGGUUCGAAGACGAGGAGCAUGAAGAGAGCUACCAGGCGUUGAGAGACAGAGAGAGGAGGCAAGUGUUUCUUCAUAAUUACGCAGAGGAGUACUGCUCCACGACGGAGUAUGGCGAUCUCGUCCUCCAGCAACGGUCGCAGAUGGUCAACUGGAUCGCUGAGCAAUCUACUGAAAGGAAGCUUCAGCAGGAGACGACGUUCCUAGGAGUUAGCCUCCUCGAUCGAUUCUUAAGCAAAGGAUUCUUCAAAGACAAGAGGAACCUUCAAAUCGUUGGAAUAGCCUGUCUUACGUUAGCCGCCAGGAUGGAAGAGAAUCAACCUUACAACAGCGUGCAGCAAAAGGAUUUCUGCAUAGGCUCCAAUGUGUACAGCAGAUGCGAAGUGGUCGCCAUGGAAUGGCUGGUACAGGAGGUCCUCAACUUCCAGUGUUUCUUGCCCACCAUUUACAACUUCUUGUGGUUCUACCUGAAAGCUUCCAAAGCUGACGCAAAGGUAGAGAAGAGGGCCAAGUACCUGGCAGUGCUAGUCCUUUCGGCCCAUGAGCAACUAUGCUACUGGCCCUCAACAGUUGCAGCUGUUCUUGUCAUCUUGGCUUCUCUAGAAAGCAGUCAAGACGCAUUCCACCAAAGAGUGAUCGAGACUCACAUCAGAACCGAAGAUCAUGAUUUACAUCAAUGCAUAGAGAGCCUCGAGUGGCUGUUAAGGUACAUAUGAUUGCACGCUAGCUAGCAGGGAAGGAACGGGAACAUCAAACAUAAAUUGUUUUACUAUUUUUUCUCUGAUCAUCAAAGGCAUGGAUGAAAGGUAGCUCGAUAGGUACCUAAGAAAAUGAUUCUUUUUCCAGUGAAUACGUAUUGUGACCACUUCUUGUUUUAACUGUCCAUAAAGGUACA